GGUUAUACCACGCAGUCUCUGGAAAAGGGGGUGGGGAAGCAAGGCUUACAUGCUAUUGGGGUGUGUUGGGGGCUGGGUUUCCAGCAUCCUCAAAGGAUACACCUGGGUACCGGAGCCAAGGGAGGAAAUGGAGGGUUAUUUCCCUCGAGCCCCCACCGGGGGGGUAACCCCUCUAGUGGGAGGUUAGGAAAAGGAACUUGGAGUGGGGUAGGAGAGGGAGUGUUGUUAUCCCCCCUAUUUCACGCUCCCUUUUCUCUCUUCCGUUUGUGGAGCUCCGCGCGCUCUAGUUAGGGGGCGGGGUGGGGGGAGGGGGGAGGCUCGCGGUGCUGUUCGCUGGUGCUUCUUGCACCCGGUUAGCCCUGAAAGAGCCGGAGCUAGAGCUGGUGCAGGUUAAGCGAAGGGAGGGGGUGGGCUGGGUCGGAUCCGGCUGGGUCGCUUGGAACCGGAAUCCAAAGGGCUACCCCCCACCCCCCACCCUGAGCCCGACACUACUCAGGGCCUUCGGAGGAAUCGGCUGCAGAAGGAACAGCAAGCGGCAUCAGCAGGCAUGAUGGAGGUGUAAGGCGAGAGCCCCCCCGCCCCCCGGUUUUACGAUAUACUUAAGAUCCAGGCAUUCUUGAGAGAUCUUCAAAGAAUAGGAUUGUCAUGGAAGUAAACUACAGAAAGACAAAAUACUAUGUAAUCAUGGAACCCCGGUGGCAAAGAACUCUUGGUUAAGAUUACGGGCCAAUGCUGGACUCUCUAUGUCUGUCAUCCAAGGACCAGCCUUGCUAAGGCUCAGAGAAAUUCAGUAACAGAAGGCUAUUGACCAGGAUUCCUAAAGUUAAUGAACACUUGAAGUUUGAUGCUUGUCGCAGAGUCGGGAUUGAUACAUACACCUGCUGUGUGUUGUCAGACAUUCUGUUGCUUGGUGGCAGGUGAGUUGGCACAUAGAUUCAUCUCGGAAUGCCAUUAGUGAAGAGGAAUAUUGACCCCAGGCACCUGUGCCAUACAGCACUGCCCAGAGGCAUUAAGAAUGAACUGGAAUGUGUAACCAAUAUCUCCUUGGCAAAUAUAAUCAGACAACUGAGUAGUCUGAGUAAGUAUGCUGAAGAUAUAUUUGGAGAACUAUUUAACGAAGCACACAGUUUUUCCUUCAGAGUCAACUCUUUACAGGAGCGGGUAGACCGUUUGUCUGUCAGUGUUACACAACUUGAUCCCAAGGAAGAAGAAUUGUCAUUACAAGAUAUCACAAUGAGAAAAGCUUUCCGAAGUUCCACAACUCAAGAUCAGCAGCUGUUUGAUCGGAAGACUUUGCCAAUUCCAUUACAAGAAACUUACAAUGUUUGUGAGCAGCCUCCACCUCUCAACAUACUCACUCCUUAUAGGGAUGAUGGUAAAGAAGGUUUGAAGUUUUAUACCAAUCCUUCAUAUUUCUUUGAUCUAUGGAAAGAAAAGAUGUUACAGGACACCGAAGACAAGAGAAAGGAAAAGAGAAAACAGAAGCAGAAGAAUCUAGAUCGGCCUCUUGAACCAGAAAAAGUGCCAAGGGCCCCUCAUGACCGGAGGAGAGAAUGGCAGAAGUUAGCCCAAGGCCCUGAGCUUGCAGAAGAUGAUGUGAAUCCCUUACAUAAGCCGAGUGAAGUUGCUAAUGGCCCAGCCUCUCAGUUUGAACCAAGACCUCAGGCAUAUGUGGAUCAUAUGGAUGCUUCUUAUUCACUUUCUGCAUUACCCUUUAGUCAGAUGAGUGAACUUCUAAACAGAGCUGAGGAAAGGGUCUUAGUGAGACCACAUGAGCCACCUCCACCUCCUCCAAUGCAUGCAGCAGGAGAUGGAAAACCGGCUCCUACUUGUAUCAGCUCGGCUCCAGGCUUGGUAGAAAGCCGGCCUCAGUCUCCAGCCACAGGCAGAACAGCAGUGUUUGUCAGCCCCGCACCCCCACCUCCUCCACCUCCUCUUCCAUCUGCCUUGUCAACUACUUCAUUAAGAGCUUCAAUGACUUCAACCCCUCCCCCUCCAGGACCUCCCCCACCUCCACCUCCAGCUGCUGCUCUUCCAGCUCCAGCAGUGCCGCCCCCGCCAGCUCCUCUACAGAUCGCACCUGGAGUCCUUCACCCAGCUCCUCCUCCGAUAGCGCCACCUCUGGUGCAGCCCUCCCCUCCAGUCACUAGAGCUGCCCCAGUGUGCGAAACUGUACCCGUUCAUCCACUCCCACCAGGGGAAGCGCAAGGGCUGCCUCCACCUCCACCACCUCCUCCCCUGCCACCUCCAGGCAGCAUUCGGCCAUCGUCACCCGUCACUGUUGCAGCUCUUCCUCAUCCUCUCUCUGGAGUACACCCACCCCCAUCCACUGCCCCUGGGCCUCAUGUUCCAUUAAUGCCUCCAUCUCCUCCAUCCCAAGUUGUUCCUGCUCCGGAGCCAAAGCGCCAUCCAUCAACCCUGCCUGUAAUAAGCGAUGCCAGGAGCGUACUUCUGGAAGCAAUACGGAAAGGUAUUCAGCUAAGAAAAGUAGAGGAACAGCGUGAACAAGAGGCUAAACAUGAACGCAUUGAAAACGAUGUGGCCACCAUCUUGUCCCGCCGGAUUGCUGUGGAAUACAGCGAUUCUGAAGAUGAUUCAGAGUUUGAUGAAGUGGAUUGGCUGGAGUAAAGAAACAUCCAUUAAUACACAACCAAACUGAAUGCAAACGUCCAUUGUGGUGCUCGUUCUUUGAAAAUGGUUGGUCAUUAAUAGUGUUUUAUAUUUUUUUCCCCUUCAAUCCUUUUUUUUUUUUUUGGUCCUAUUUUUCAGUUUACAGGAAAAUUAGCACAUCUUUCAAGGUAAAUGUUUUAUGGUAGUUUUUCUUUCUUUCUUUUUUUUUCUGGAAAGAACAUACUUUGUUCAUAUAGACCACUAAGUAUUAAGCAUGGGCAGCUGUUGCUAGAGUAGCAAAUUCUGUUUUUGUUCUAUUUUGGUUUUUACAUCUCAAUUGUGCACUUUGUGAAUUUUAAGUUAAUGAAGGUAACUGAGAUUGAAAUUCCAAGGGCAGCUGUAUGUAUUAAUGAGCCUUAUUCCAUUUUAAAUAAUGUCAAGAAAUGCAUUAAACCUAUCAAGAGAUCACUACCUUGAUUAUGUGCGUACACUAAGAAAGGACAAUAGUAUGUAGUACUGAGUACACGUCAAGAAAAAAGAAUGCUUGAGCUUUUUUUAAAUCUCUCUUUUUUUUUUCAUUUUAAAAUAAUUAUGGCCUUAUAUUUGAGUGUUUAGCAGUCUCCCUUCCCCUGGCACUCCAUCCCUUAAACUACAUAUUGUGUGUGGUACUAUUUGCCUGCCUACAAAAGUUUGAUUUUUCCAUGUGAAAUACUCUGACUGAAACAUAUUGUGUAACUUAUGUAACUGUUAAGAAUAAUAGUCUGAUUUAAUAAAUGGUUCAUUUUAAAUGUU
Messenger RNA from Dromiciops gliroides (monito del monte), 3402 nucleotides. RefSeq names its product WASP family member 1 (gene WASF1). The coding region runs from base 946 to 2628 and encodes 560 amino acids. The record is from RefSeq and is a predicted model, not a curated record. The transcript has 12 exons. Lineage: Eukaryota; Metazoa; Chordata; Mammalia; Microbiotheria; Microbiotheriidae. Gene Ontology annotation, molecular function: Arp2/3 complex binding; actin binding; protein kinase A regulatory subunit binding. Gene Ontology annotation, biological process: positive regulation of Arp2/3 complex-mediated actin nucleation; actin cytoskeleton organization. Gene Ontology annotation, cellular component: lamellipodium; cytoskeleton; SCAR complex.